UGUGUGUUUGAGUGUGUGUGUGUGUGUGUGUGUGUGAGAGAGAGACAGAGUGCGCGCGCGUGCGUGAGUGUGAGUGUGAGUGUGUGAGAGAGAGCAAACUGCUGUUGUGGUCGCAUCUUUAAUCAUUAUAUCUAAUUAUAAUAGAAGACUUGGAUCUAGCAGUCCAGCUCUCAGGUCGUGAUGGCAGAUAAGACUGAAGACUCCAUCAUCCUGCACCAAGAGAGUGACAUCCAACCAGGAUCCCUGCAGGAAGAAAAGCAAGAAGAGAAACCUGGAGAAAAAAGCAGUAAUGAAGGAGAAGAACGAGAAGAACACGAAGACUCCAACAUCUACCCCUACAUCAAAGAGGAUCUGUUCACCUCUGAGAUCUUCAAGGUGCAGAUCCAGAACCUGCCCAGGCAUGUCAGCUUCAACGACCUGAAGAAGUUCCUGAGCAAACAAGGGCUGAAUCCCCACAAGAUCAAGCUUAUGGGGAGGCAGACCUUCGCCUUUGUCACCUUCAAAAACCAGGAGGACAGGGACAAGGCCAUGAAGCUGGUCCACGGCAUGCACUGGAAGGGGAGAGUCCUGAGCGUGCGAUUGGCCAAGCCCAACGCCGACCCCCUCCUCAGGAAGCGUAGGCAGGACGCAGAGGUGGCGGAUGGAGGACAGCCUGCACCCAAACGUCCCUCUGAGGGACACCAAGGCUCCGAGGACGAACCCCUUAGCGUCCAGCUCGCCAACGCGGUCACACCCCUGUGGAAGGUCCCGUACCCCGAGCAGCUCCAGAGGAAGGAGCAGGAAGUCAAUGCAGUCCUGCAAACGCUCACCAGGGAGAUCGGGAACAGUAAUAAAGCCAUGCUGCCAUGGCUGUUUGUGCAGAAGGAGAAAAAUAAAGGUCUGUGUUGUCCUCUGGAGCCCAUCAAACCUUCACCUGUACAGACAGAGUACAGGAACAAGUGUGAGUUUGUGAUCAGUACCGGUGCGGACGGUGAGGAGAAGGUGGUGGGGUUUCGCUUGGGGAAGUAUAAAGGAGGCUUGUGGGCUGUGGUGAGUCCCUCAGACACCAUCCACGUUCCUGAAGGAGCCAAACGUGUCGUCCUCGCCUUCCAGAACUACAUCAGGUCGACUCCUUAUGCUGUGUACAGUCCAGAGACGUAUGAAGGACACUGGAGACAGCUUACAGUCCGCACGAGCAGAACCAGUCAGGUCAUGGCUGUAGUCUUCUUCCAUCCACAGAAACUGGACGAGGACGAGAUCACGUCUCUGAAGGAGUCGCUGAAGCACUGUUUUACUGACGGAGACGGGAAGGAGAGCGGAGUGACGUCUCUACACUUCAUCAGAAUGGGACAGAGGACGUCUUCAGGAACAGGAGAUUUAGCGUGUGAGCUGGUGGCCGGUGAGCCGUGGAUCCAUGAGGAACUUCUGGGUCUGAGGUUCCGAGUCUCUCCUCACUCCUUCUUCCAGACGAACACUCUGGCAGCAGAGGUGUUGUACUCGUCUGUAGGUGAAUGGGCUCAGCUGGAUCAAGACUCCACCCUGCUGGAUGUGUGUUGUGGAACAGGAACCAUCGGCAUCUCUCUGGCCAAGAAAGUCAGGCAGGUGAUUGGAAUCGAUUUGUGUCAGGAGGCAGUGAACGACGCAAAAGUGAACGCAGAAGCUAACGGUUUAACCAACGUGGAGUAUCACUGUGGUAAAGCGGAGGACAUUUUCCCCACCAUACUGAACGCUGUGGUGUCUCCUAAUAUUACUGCGAUUGUAGAUCCUCCUCGAGCAGGACUGCAUUCCAGGCUGAUUCUGGCCAUCAGGAAGGCGGAGCAUCUGAAGCGGCUGAUUUACGUCACCUGUAACGCGAAAGGGGCCAUGAACAACUUCACCGAUCUGUGCAGAGCUCCGUCUAACCGAGUGCAUGGAGCACCGUUCCGUCCGGUGCGAGCGAUGGCUGUGGAUCUGUUCCCUCAGACCGCACACUGUGAGACCGUGCUGCUGUUCCAGAGGGUCGACUACAUCUAACUACAUCUCGAUGUCUCUCUCUCUCUCGCUCUCUCUCUCUCUCUGUGUGUCUCUCUCUCUCUCUAGCUGCACCUGAGGAGUUAUUUGUUAAUAACCUUUUAUUUUCACAUGCAAAUGGACUCGAGAUGAUUUUUAAGUUCUUGUAAAACUGAAAAAAACCUUUUCAAAAGGUACAAAAAUACAAUCAGUGUUUUUCUGACCCAGAAAUUAGCUCCACCCCCUUCUGUUUAAACCUGUAUAAGAGUUAUACGGUUUGUUUAUGGUCUCCAUUCUCAUCGUCACAGCAAGUUACAUACUGCUGCUUUAAUCAUCUUGUAUAUUAAAGUUGUAAUGACAAAUAAAGAAAGAAAGAGAAGCGUC
Tachysurus fulvidraco (yellow catfish) is the source of this 2352-nucleotide messenger RNA. RefSeq names its product tRNA methyltransferase 2 homolog A (gene trmt2a). Gene Ontology annotation, molecular function: RNA methyltransferase activity; RNA binding. Gene Ontology annotation, biological process: RNA processing. The record is from RefSeq and is a predicted model, not a curated record. The transcript is spliced from 13 exons. NCBI's taxonomy places the organism in Eukaryota, Metazoa, Chordata, Actinopteri, Siluriformes, Bagridae. The coding region runs from base 181 to 1992 and encodes 603 amino acids.